AUGUUUACAAACUUAGAAAAAAAAUAAAAUGAAAUAAAAAAAACAUAUUGUAGAGAAAUAGAUAAUUUCCACAAACUUCAAAUAACGAGUGCACAAAGCAAGCUGGGAGUGAACAUGCGGCGAUUGUGUAAAUUCGUUUUUUUUGUGGCGAUACUCUUGCUAUUCGAUGUCAGCACUGUGAACCCAGCAAACCCCCAGCCGGAGUAUGACACAACAACUGUAACGCCAGUCACUACACUACCACCAACAACAAUAACCGAAGUCAACGCAAAUACCUUGGAGACAACAGCACCAACGCCGUCAACAUCAACCAACCUAUCAGAACCCUUACCCACAUUGGCAGCUAAAUUGGUACGCCAACGUCGCCAACAUCCCUACACGAUUGUGCGACAUGUGGUGCGCCCAGCGAAGCGUGGCAUAAAGUCACGCAGACGUCAGAAGUGGCCCAAAUACAAAUAUGGUCCACCAAAUUAUAGCGCUGCGCCACCGAUUUCCUACUACAAGCCGACAAAACAAUACUUGCCAGACUUUUCGGUGCCACCAAAAUAUUCACCGAUCGAUGAAUUGGAUUUGACAAAACAUUUGAACUCCGCCGAAUAUGAUGGUCACCCCCCACUGAAGAGUAAUCAUUAUGAGGAUCAAACGAUGGAUUUGGAUUUCUACAGUAACACCGAGCAUACAUUCGAGGAGCAUCCAAAAAUAGAGCAUAUCGAAUAUAGCACUUACGAUGACGAGAAAGAGGUGCCCACAUACUCGUAUACAUCGACGAAGACCGAAAUAAGAAAACCACAUUUGCCGACUAGUUUAUAUGACGAAUCAAAGAUGCAUGGCAGCGUUUAUAAAAUAUCAAGCAGCGAUAGUGGUGAUUCGGGCUAUGAAGAUUCCCACAGCUUUACGCCACCCGAUAAUGUCUACGAUAUGCACCCGAUGAGUAGUUAUGAGCGUCCUUCUCCGUCACAAGGCAAUAAGUUUUACGAAUAUAGUACGUUGGAUACGAGUGGGCACCCGAAUGUGCACAUACCGGCUACGAAGUAUGGUGUACCAGAUACAAAUAUACCGUUACUUUAUACACCGCCAGCCAAACAGUCCAGUUACAAUGCGCCCAAGCCAACACCAGUGGAAACAUACUCCAUGUAUGAUAAGAAACUACCAAAUGCUGGCUAUAAUGCGAUUAAAAGUUCAGGUCAUCAUAGCUUUGCGGAGCCGCCGUCGAAAACAAAUGUUGAAAUCACAUAUUCACCCUCUUAUGAGAUCACUUUGCCGCCAUCGCCAGCCAAUCAUAAGCCUGCAUCGGCAGACAACUAUCAUCCGGUGCCUGGAAAUUUUGCUGAGCCUCCUGCGCCGCCAACACCAUCUUACCACAUGCCGGAGGCACCACCGCAACCACCAACAACCUACCAUUCACCUCAAGCACCUCCAAAACGUCCACAUCGUCCCCCUGCACCGCCACCACGUCCUUCCUACCGUCCACCUGACGCGCAUGCGCCACCUUCAUAUCAAGUUCCACCAGAUCUCCAUGCACCGCCCCCCUUUGAAGUGCCGGGAUCACAUGAAAUUUCAGCUUAUGACGAUACUGAAACCCAUGCACCGCCAUCUUUUCAACCAACGGAGUCGCAUGCGCCCACAUCUUUCCCCUUUCCUGAAACGCAUGCGCCUACUUCGUUUGAAUCGCACGAGCCACCAAUACAGCCGCCAGCGGACGAUUUUGAAGUUCCCGAACCGCAUUCACCGCCUUUGUAUAGUGCGCCAGAGCCACCACCUCAACCACCGUCAACGUAUGAUCCUCCUGAUUCCAACUAUGCCAGCCCAUCUUCCCAUUCGGAGUACCCACAACCCGACUACAUAUCACCCUCUAAAAAUUUGCCCAUAAACUCGAAAUAUAUGCCGCCUGCUUAUAAUUACCCAAAAUCCAGUUAUGAAGUGCCCAUAUACGAUCCCAUACCGUUCGAGGCAUCCAGCCAUGAGGAACAUGAAACAUAUCCGCCCCACACAUUUGAAAACCAACAAAUGGACAGCCACUCACAAUCAGCAUCCUCACCAGUACCAACCGUCCAUGCCCCAGCCACACAUACCACAUCGGCCAAUGACGACGCGCCAACUUCGGUGAGAACUACAAAAGGUCUGCGUGCGAAAACCAUACGGAAACGCCUGCGUAACGGCACACCAGCUGUUAACACGAAACACAUACUGGAUACACCCGAAUUGGAAGAGGCCUUCGAAGCGAGCCAACGUCAUAAGAAUCAAUUGGCGCUCAAACCUGACGCUGAAGUUAAUGAGUCUAAUCACGUGGCGGCACAACCCAGUGACGAGCCAAACUACUUUCUACCAACCAUCACGCCAGAUACAAAUGAACCCAGUUACGUGAGCACCGCCUGGAACCCCAUACGCAUACGCUCGGCAAGCACACCAACUGCACUACCUGCUGCCCCAGCACCGAAAGCGAAAGCGAAUAGUCAAACACCAGUUGCCGCACCGGCGCCAGCUGCGGUACGUCCAAGAGAUCGUCGGCCUAACGGCGUGCGUCAACGACAGCUACAACAGCAACAUGUAUCGACAUUUACGCCGACGAACGGUGUAGGGAACACGCGACAAACAACACCGUUGCAUAGUGGUAGUGAGAAUGUGGCUGUGGUCUCGGUCAAUAAGUCUCACUCGUAUAGCUAUUAUGGAGGCACUUCGUCAUUGCCGAAUGUAAACGAUCAUAACUUAUAUCGAACGCGUCCGAACAAUUACCGCCAGCCAACACGGGCGCCAACCGUUACGAGGCAAAAUGCGUCUACGAGAGAGGAGUCUGCAGUGCCGCAACGAACAACGAAGAGUGUUUUCGAAACGACAUAUUUCAAAAGUCCACAUAAUGACGAUUUAGCGAGGCAUUUGAGCGAAUUCGUGCGCAAUUUGCCGAAAAAUCACAAACUGUACUGAUCGCAUAGGGGAGAAAUGGUAUUAAAAAUAAGAAUGUAGGAUUUUGAGUAGAUUUGAAUUUUAAAACUGUAUAAAAUUUAUAAAUUAUUUAUCUGCAAUGUAAGUAUGUAUGUAUAAUACUCGAUUUCAGUUCUUAAAUAUACUCUUCUUCAUUAUAAUAAUGGAUAUCUCAUGGAUAAAAUUUUAUUAUGAGACGAAAUUUUUCAUAAUUAAGUAAUUUUCUCCGGUUUCAAGUAUAAGAAAUGGCGUUCCCGAAUUAUGAAAUUGUUUUAGCGAGCCUUUAUUAUUUUAAAUUAAAAAAAAACUAAUUCACUCACCUCAAUUAGAGAGUUAUUUACACAAAAAUGUAUGUACAUUACGACACACCUUAUGAUUACUGUUUUAAUAAAUAUAUAUAUAUAUAUAUAUGUAUAUAUAUAUAAUUAUCUAUAAGAAAAAUUGCUGCCUU
Molecule: messenger RNA, 3370 nt
Organism: Ceratitis capitata (Mediterranean fruit fly)
Lineage: Eukaryota; Metazoa; Arthropoda; Insecta; Diptera; Tephritidae
Product: adhesive plaque matrix protein
Exons: 3
Coding region: 115-2922 (935 amino acids)
Source: RefSeq, a predicted model, not a curated record